CUAUAAAAAAAGAUCCAUUCUGACAUAAAAUAUUAUUUUGAAUUUGUGUAGAAAGUAGUGGCCAGGCUUCAAAGUAUUGAGUCCCAGCUUUUCCAAGAGAAGAAGCAGCGGCUAGAACAUGAGGCGAAGAUAAGGAUGAAAAAGGAGAAGAAGGAAGAGAUGGAACGGGAGAGAAUCCGUCAGGAGAAGAAGAUGUUAAAGGAGAAAAGGAGAGAAGAGGCUAAAUUAAAGGAGAUGGAACAAAAGGAUUCGUACGCGGAGUAUAUGGUGAGGGGGGAUCAGAACGGUGGUUCACCGUCUAAGCAUCAUCAUCAGAAUGGUCACGCACAGGAUACUGAGGAACCAGAAUGCUCGGGGUUCUCCUGUAUUGGUCUGCUGGUCCGACUGAUACUCUACUGUAUGGUUGGAUGUGUUGCUCUGGGCAUUUCUCUUCUCUGGUUGUAUACAGACGGCAAAAUGGAUUCGGAUUCUAUACAAGCAGCUGUUCCGGUUAUCCAGGUAGAUGAUUAGCUCUACACAGGUAGAUAAUCAGAUCCA
Eurytemora carolleeae is the source of this 537-nucleotide messenger RNA. RefSeq lists its product as uncharacterized. The coding region runs from base 136 to 510 and encodes 124 amino acids. The record is from RefSeq and is a predicted model, not a curated record. NCBI's taxonomy places the organism in Eukaryota, Metazoa, Arthropoda, Copepoda, Calanoida, Temoridae. The transcript has 7 exons.